Lytechinus pictus (painted urchin) is the source of this 1616-nucleotide messenger RNA. RefSeq lists its product as uncharacterized. The transcript is spliced from 6 exons. The coding region runs from base 190 to 675 and encodes 161 amino acids. The record is from RefSeq and is a predicted model, not a curated record. NCBI's taxonomy places the organism in Eukaryota, Metazoa, Echinodermata, Echinoidea, Temnopleuroida, Toxopneustidae.
AAGAAAAAAAAAGAAAAAAGAAAUAAACCCUUUCCGCCAAGGGGAUCCCACAACCAUCAGGACUAUAUAACUUCCGAUAUUUUUCUAACUGCAACAUAUUAGACGGAGGUGCUCAUACAUGACGCGAGCUCCAAUCAAUUUCUUUCAAUAAAUCAUCUCAUUUGAAAGAAGAGAAAGGAACAAAUUACCAUGGCGAUUAUGCAAAAAUGCUGCUGUUUCUCUAACGUCAGGACGGGUUCUACUGCCUGUGGAGUCUACUCGUUGAUAAGUGCCUGCAUCUAUUUGGCAAUAUGGGCCUACAAUUUAGCUCAAGCUGUUACAGCAUUCCAAGGAGUAUCAGAUCCAGUAGUUGAUGGAAUCUACGCGGCAUACAGUAUUGACAUCAUCGUAGCCGUUUUCCUGAUCAUCGCGUCCAUUGUCCUCCUUGUAGGCGUGUCUAACGAUAAUAAAGAGAUGCUGAUCCCGUACAUGGUAGCUAUUAUUCUGCUCAUGGUUCUUCAAGCCAUCGCCUGGAUUAUAAUAUUCGCAUUGCUCGGCCUGGCAAGUAGUCUCCUGAUCGGUAAUCUCGUUGUCUGGCUGCUUUUCACUGGUCUCAACAUCACCUGUCUCCUCUGUGUUAUGUCGCAAUAUCAAGAGCUUCGAGACGGCCGUGGAACAGCAAGUAAUGUGGCGUAAACAUAGAAACUCACGAUUUUGAAUUGUUUGUAGCUUUGUGACGAUAAUUAUGCAUUUAUGUAGCGCCAUCUAUCUAUUCAUUCUAGACAGUCGUUCUCGACGACCUUGGCCAUGGCUACUAUAAUUUUAUAUUUAGGACUUUAUUUUUAUUUCUUUAAUUCAAUUUAAUAAUUUUAUUUGUACAGGAGUUCUUCCCUUUUUCAAGUAUGAGGCUUUGUUGAAUGAUGUAUGUAGAUACAGCAAUAUACGCAUAAUUCACGACGGGAAUUCUUGAAUAUUGUAGUUACAAACAGGGGCUGCGGAACGGUUUUCAAAGUGGGGGGCUGAGCCAAAAGUGGGGGGGGGGGGGCUGACCAUGCGAAAAAUCACAAUUAUAUGGUCAUUACUGUACAUGAUUUUGGAAAAAAGAGUGGGGGGGGGGGGGAGGGCUGAAGCCCCCCACCCCGCUUCCGCGGCCCCUGACAAAUGUUGAAUCAGUCCCGUCUCAAGAAACUUUGAGACUUUCCGAUAUAAUAAAAAACAAUAAUUGUAACAAUGACAGAAUUGUAUAUAAUGUAAAAAUAAAGAAAUCUAAUACCGAUUGCAGUGUUUCAUUAUAAUCCAGAACAAUGUUCUCCAGUCUUAAAAUUAUGUUCCUGGAAGCAUAAUUUAAAUCUCAUAUGAUAAAUGUGAAGGGUUGUUUAAUUUCUUUUUAUACACUCGGUAUAAAUCAUUGAAAUUAAGAUUAAUACUGAGUGUGCUUACAGAGACAGUAAGCAAACAUUAGUAGUUUUCUUUUUAUUUACUAAUAUUUCAUGUCUUUGGUAUGAAGUAUAUUUUUAUCAACGUAGGCAAAGAAUUGCCAAGCGUUUGUUUUUUACUUACUUUUUUUAAAAUAAACUUUGGUAAAUGCUUUGUUUUAAACACAUUUUUGUAAUUAAAUUGACGUUUUGAAAAGCUGA